Patiria miniata (bat star) is the source of this 2215-nucleotide messenger RNA. Its product is annotated as DEP domain-containing protein 7-like. The record is from RefSeq and is a predicted model, not a curated record. The transcript is spliced from 15 exons. The coding region runs from base 10 to 2091 and encodes 693 amino acids. NCBI's taxonomy places the organism in Eukaryota, Metazoa, Echinodermata, Asteroidea, Valvatida, Asterinidae. Gene Ontology annotation, biological process: intracellular signal transduction.
AAUUUCAAAAUGGCGACCUUGUUGAAGGUACAUCCGCUGCGCGAGACACACAGCUGGCUACCGAAAUCUGCAUCAGAAUUUGGUGAUGAAUCUGGUGCAAUGAAUGGUCCAUUCCGAGCCACGCAGCGCUGGAACAGCAUCAUCAAACACCUGCAGAAUAACGUCAGCGUCAAGCCGCACAAGACCAAAACCAAGCGAUAUGAGGGGUGCUUUGCCGGUGCCGAUGCUGUAGACGUCCUGCUUCCAUAUUUGCAGCAGAGUGGGUUUGAGAGGGACAUCUCCAGGGAAAAUGCUGUCAAAUUGUGUCAGUUACUUCUGGAGCAGAAUAUAUUUGAGGAUGUGUUGACUAUAUCUCAGCCACCCCUGAAUACUAAACCAACCUUCCAAGAUACCAGCACUCAGUUUUACAGAUUUGUCAGAGAUGUCAACAAAACCCACAGAAGUAGUCAACGUCUGUCAGACACGGCCAGAUAUCAGGCAGAGAAAAGGUCGGCCGUAGAUGAAGGGCAAAGUUACCCACAUUUUGAUAGGAAGAAAAAACUGAGGCACAGUUUUGGUGCUGGCAAGUCAAAGAAUGAUCAUAGAUGUGACGAAAAUGACGGUGGGUCGGGUUUCACCAACCUCUUCGAACGCAAGAAGAAAAAGAGAUCUAGCUUUGGGCUGGGCAAAUUGAAAGCAGAAGUAUUGUCGAGGAAGGAUGAAGGAAAUCACUUAGACACACCGGUGGAAAAGAAGAAACGUAAACGGAACAGUUUUGGGUUGGGACGACUCAAGACAGAGAACAGUUACAAUAUUAGUGGGUCAGUUGAGAGUAUCCCUCAGUCCGGGGACAAGAGAAGAGCUAGCUUCAGACUGGGCAAGCACAAGAUAGAAUCAAAUGAUGCAGGUUCACAGGAGUCCCUGUCGCAACCUGAAUACAAGAAAAGUAGAAGGAGCAUUGGCAGUUUCCGAAUCGGGAAGCGGCCGGAAACAAGAAAUAAGGAUCUAGAGACAGCCAGCAUUACUUCAGAGGUGUCCCAGCAAAGUGAGACCAAAUCGACGAGUAGCGGCAAAAGUAGCCAAUCGAAUGACUGUGAUGUAAGGUCCGUCCAAUCAGUGUCAACACGGGAUAGACUGAAAGCAGAGCUUGAUGUGAAUGAGAUCUGGAAGGAGUCAACCAUACAGAGGCUUUUAGAAUUAGUGGAUAUACCCAUGCUGGAAGAUAUCCUGUCCUGCACAGAGAACUUUGUAGUGCCCAGUUUUUCCAGUGGGAGUGCUAUCAAGAGGGGGAACAGCAAUCAUCAAGAAGCAACUCGGGAUCAGUGGCUAUCAUCAGCCCUGGCCUGCCUGCGGUCACACCGAGACAGCUCCACCAUCACCGACAGCUUCCUCAGCGCCAACAACAGCCAAUCCCAGUCCGCGGUCCACGCCCGCAAGCUCCUCCUCUUCCAGACGCUGUCCAAUCACAUCACGGAGCGCCGGCGGCCGCUGGUUCCCCCGGAGCUCCAGGAGAUACUGAUGGCCAUACUGGGGUCCAUCGCUCGGGGGAAGACCUCCAGGGCUAUCGAGUUGGCCCAGUUGGUCUUGGUGAUGCUGGAAGCCAAAGACAGGGACGAACUGCAGAAACUGCUUCGGUUCAUGGCCUCGGCUAGCUCAAAAACUGCCGUCAAGUUAAGCUAUGAGAUUGACAACCGCAUCACGGUGAUCACCUCCUUCACACCGGCCAUCAUCCCGGGUAAGAUCGUGUCCCCGGUCCAAGCUAAGAACCUGGUGGCUUUCAUGAUGGAUUGCAUGGAUCGCAUCUGCAAGGUGCCACACCUCGUAGCGGAGACGGCCCAGAGAAGAAUAGCACGGUUAAAGGCUGGCCACCGAGACAUAAGCAGAGACUCCUGCUGCAUCAGAGUGACACCGCAGCAGUAUCACCAACAACGCACAUUGGGAACGGACGCAGCACUCCGCGAGUUGACCAACGCCAUCAUCGACGACGUCAAGAUACCACUGAAGGACAAGAGGCAGCAUCUACACGACCUGAAGAAACACCACCCAAAAGUUGCAACCAGCUGUAACCGAUUCUCAACAAAGAUGAUCACACACACUGAGAAAAAGAAGUAAAGUUCACUUUUGAGUGGCAAUAAAUUGGAGAAACAUUGGAGAAAUUGGAGGGAAUGUACACUACAGUUGAUUGCUAGAAAAUAAAUUUGAGUGAAGUUUUGAAUUACCUUGGUAACAAAAUUAG